UUCCUUCCAAGCCGUUUCCAGCUCGUAAACUCGCACAAAUGGCGUCUCUCCGUUCGCACAGCUGAUCUGACUUACAUACAUAUAUACACUGCGCAAGGCUUUUUCAGCGCAGCAUUUGCUAUUGCAUGAAAUGUACUGUAACGUGUGGUAAUAUAACUGCAAUGCCUGCGUAGCGUUAAAAAGGGACGGCGCCCAGUUGCUAGAAGAGACCCCGGGGUCUAUUGUUAUUUCCCGCAGAAGAUCGCCUUCAAAGCCGCAUGCAAAGGACUCAACGCCGCUCAGCGCCAUGACCCCCGCCAGGUACCGGCCCAAUUGGGAGCUGUCCCUGGACCCGCUGGUGACCUGCAAGCUGUGCCUUGGAGAGUUUCCCAUGGAGCAGAUGACCGCCAUCAGCCAGUGCCAGUGUGUGUUCUGCACCCCGUGCCUAAAACAGUAUGUGGAACUUUUGAUCAAAGAAGGCCUUGAAACUGCCAUUAGCUGUCCAGAUUCUGCUUGUCCAAAACGAGGACAUCUUCUGGAAAAUGAGAUCGAAUGCAUGGUUCCUGGUGAGACUAUGCAGCAGUUCAGGAAACUGCAGUUUGAGAGGGAGGUUCUGCUAGACCCGUGCCGGACCUGGUGCCCGUCGUCAUCCUGCCAGGCGGUGUGCCACCUCAUAGAGGCCCCUGGGGCACAAUCUGUCCGCUGCUCUGCCUGCAGCCUGGAGUUCUGCUCCGCGUGCCGCACAACCUGGCAUCCGGGGCAGGUGUGCAAGGAGAACCUGCCAGUCAGCGCCUUACUGCCCGGGGACACCAGCAAUCCCUUUUACAAGACUGAGGAGGACACGCCCAUCAAGCGCUGCCCCAGGUGCAAGGUGUAUAUCGAGCGCGACGAGGGCUGCGCCCAAAUGAUGUGCAAGAACUGCAAGCACGCCUUCUGCUGGUACUGUCUGGAAUCGCUGGAUGAUGACUUCCUCCUUAUACACUACGACAAGGGGCCGUGUCGUAACAAGCUGGGCCAUUCCCGCGCCUCGGUCAUCUGGCACCGAACGCAGGUAAUAGGCAUUUUCGCUGGCUUCGGCCUGCUUCUCCUGAUCGCAUCACCCUUCCUCCUCCUCGCCACACCCUUUGUCCUCUGCUGCAAAUGCAAGUGCAGCAAGGGCGACGACGACCCACUGCCCACCUAGGGCCACGCCCGGGGGGGCCCCGUCGUGCGGCUUCUCCUGCCGCCUUUUCCAUUUCCUCCUACCAGCACUCUGUUUGGCAGGAGGCCCGGCAUGAUCCAAGCCAGGUUUUUUUUUUUUUAAUCCGCCCCUCCCCUGUUAUGCUGUUGGUGGGCGUGGCUAAGGAGGGUUGUGUUUGAAAGGGGCGGAGCUGCUCUGUGUCCAUGGCAAAGGUCUGUGACAGCAGUGAGAUGCAGGAAAGUGUGAACUGGCUCCCUGGCGCUUGGUUCUGGUGUGUUACCAUGGUUCCGGUGUAUUACCAUUGGCCACCUGAGCUGUAAAAGUGUGGUUCUCACUGUGCUCUAGUGGUAAAUACAAGCCUGCAGUGACACUGGGACUCCUGAGCGUGACUCCAUCUACACUGGAGCCCAAGGACGAGUUGGAGAGUAAACCUUAUCUGCACUAUGUAAAGAGGAACGGAUUUACUGUUUUUUUUUUUUUUUCCCUCUUAUUUUUCUUCUCUCACUUCGAAGUAGUUUUUGCCAUGUUUAGUUGUUGUUCACUGUACAGAGGAUAAGUGCAUUUUUUGCAUUAAGGUGAUUUCUCCAAGUACAUGCUUUCAUUCUGGUGUCAAACUUUAUAAAUCGUAAGUUCUUAAAACUUGAAAUAAAUUCAUUUUCACCUUUGAAAGCACUUUUUCUAGUAGUCUAGGUACAAAGUCUGGUCGUCCUUAAAGACCCAGUUUAUACCAUAUACAUACUCAUUCUGCUCAAUAUUCAAUUUUUCUGUUGCUUUAGGGUGUACUACAAAGCAAGUUUUACAUGCCCGGAGUUAACUCAACAAAUCCAGGUUUACUAAUCCUGACUGUUAUAGUCUGCUUUAAAUGGUACUAUGAUGGUACUUAUUGGUCAGUUGACUCUGAGUUUCUUAAUCGGAGUGUGCGCAUUCACACAAAAGGGGUGAUGUCGGCAUUGCAGACUAAGCAUGCUAACUAAGAGCCACCGUUUCAUAGGUAGUGAAUACCCCCCCCCCUUCCCCUGCUCGGCAAUAUUUUUUCGUUAGCAGCCCAACCUGGUAUAACUUGGUGUCUGACUGAAAAGGCAUUCAGUAGUAUCGGCCAUCCCUAUUAUUUCAUGAAAGGGCAGCUCUUGUUAGGCUAUGUUUUAUUUUUUUGUAGAAAAGGCGGUUUGCGUCUGUUUUUGCCGAAAGGGCGAGACUUACGCCUCUUUUAAACUGAAAGUCGCACUUAAAUCUGCUAAACCCGCUUUGUAGUACACCUCUCAAGUUUACUUGCUAUGAUUAUAGGGUUUUAUAAAUAGACACACUGAAGUAUACUUAUUUGGUAAUUUAACAUCGUAGACAGUUGUAUUGGUUUCACAGUUUGACAAGAAAUGUGAUGUUGGCUUCUUUCGUACCGUGAAACACAGGGUCAACAAAUUCAGGGAGAGGUGAGUGGUUCUCCUCGGCUCGCUCAGGGUAAACUGGCCAUGCAGCUGCCCGUCACAAGCUGUGAUGCACAUGCAUAUCUGCAUCCGUCCUGAAGGUGGGAGGGGCACCUGCACACACAGCACCUGAUACAUGGCAGCCAGAUUUUAUUUUCAUCCAAUCAGCUGAGCUGUAGCAGUUAGAACAUUUUUUUUCAACCAGUCGACAUGGGUGUAGCAAAUAAGUAUGCGGCAAUUAACUUAAUGUAGUGUUUUUAUUAAGGUCAAAUUAGGACUGAAUAAGUGCCCAAUGAUUCUCCUGACAUGUUAAGUAUGUUUUGGAAUAUUUGCUGGUUUUUUUAUUUUUAAUGCACCGUUUUUGAGCAUGUUCUGCAGCUGUAUGCACAUGUUGAUGUCUCUUCACACCUGUAGCCUGGAGAGAAAUAUGUAGUUGUAACGUUGACCACACCUUUUUUUUUUUUUGUUGUAAAUCUGCAAAGCAUUCUGCAGGGUACAUGUGAACUUAACUAACGUUGACCGAAGGUUGUAUAUCUUGCCUCAUUUUCCCUCUUUCAACCCUGAAAUUCAGUAUCCAAUCAUCUAUCCAUCCCAGGCAUUAUAGAACACAAUGUUGGGGUUCACCCUGGUCAGGAUGCCAGUCCACUCGACACACAGACACACUCAUAUACUUUGAACAAUUUAUUGAUGCCUAACUGUGCACAUGUGUGCGGAUACACACACACACACACACACACAUACACACACACACACACACACACACAUACACACACACACAUACACACACACACACACAGGGAAAUGCUACCCACAAAAAAAAAAACAAAUUCUCCUGUAUCUAUGUCAUGUUGAGACUCACCAUGUCCUACUCAUGCUUUAGAUGGGCGAUCCUGCAAGGUUCCCAUGGUAACACUAGGAUGAUGCUCUUGUGGUCGUCCUGAGCUUUGGCUGGGCUCUGAACUUGGGGGGGGGGGGAAGCAGCUGGUACUGAUGAGCGAGCAGCCAUUGUUAUGCUGUGAUACUUAUGCCAUCCGAUUCACCACCAUGGGCUCUCUCGUCAUUAUGUACAGAUCCUGUAAUACUGCUCAUUUAGAUGUAAGAAAAGGUCAUUGUAUGCGAGCAGAACUGUUUGCCGAAUCACUCCAUUUAUAUUUUAUUUUUAUUAAAGCAGUACUUAUCCCUUUGC
Molecule: messenger RNA, 3766 nt
Organism: Paramormyrops kingsleyae
Lineage: Eukaryota; Metazoa; Chordata; Actinopteri; Osteoglossiformes; Mormyridae
Gene: rnf144ab
Product: ring finger protein 144ab
Biological process (GO): protein ubiquitination
Molecular function (GO): zinc ion binding; ubiquitin-protein transferase activity
Source: RefSeq, a predicted model, not a curated record